This is a messenger RNA of Entrophospora sp. SA101, 270 nucleotides long. The record is from the annotation of a GenBank genome assembly. Lineage: Eukaryota; Fungi; Glomeromycota; Glomeromycetes; Entrophosporales; Entrophosporaceae.
AUGGCAGAUACGCCAAAGAUAUCACAAGACACACCUAAAAUUCAACAACUUCGUUCUUAUUUAAAUCUUAGAGCUCAAAUUACAAUUUCAGAUGGUCGUAUAUUUAAUGGAACUUUUAUGUGCAUAGACAAAUAUAAAAAUAUAAUUUUAUCACAAACAGAAGAGUUUCGAAAUGAACAAAAAAGAUUUGUUGGGCUUGUUAUGAUUCCAGGAAAACAUCUUGUUAAAGCAGAAAUUGAAGAUUUGGAAGUUUCAGAUAUUUAUAUUUGA